CCCUUGAUAAUAAUCAAGCUCUCUCUCUUUUUCUAAUCAGCGAUCCCUUUGUAACCUUUUGCGUUUUUUUCAUACUCAGAAAUAGCACCUUAUCAUGUGACUUGCAUGUGAUUCACCAUCGGUUAAUUUUCGGACAAUUGACGAUCAGCUGAUGAACUGUCAAAUUUAAAGUGAAGUAAAAAUUUCAAACGAGCAAGGUUAUUCAGGCUGAAUUAUAAACAGUUUUUAUUCAAGUGUACAAAUAUACCAAAGUUAGUUUAGUUCCGUGUCUAUUCAUGGACAAUGAUAUAUUAUCGAAAGUAAUGUAAUUAUGAAAAUCGACUUUGCAUAAUAAAUAUUUCUUCAGUGAGGUUAUACUCCUCUGGACUCCAAAGAUUGAUUAGAUUUUUAAUAAAUAGUAGAUUUUACACAUCAUAAGAGUUAAGAGAGUGUAUAACGUGAAAGAUGAGUUGGUGAUAAUCUUGGCCAAAGAUUAUAAACUGUAAAUAAACAUGGCGAGACCAACAGUUUCAGCACAAUGUGAUUCUGUCGCAUCCUACAUGGAUGGUGUUCACGUUAAAAUUGCAGAGGCCUACAAGCCGCCGCGCAAAAUUGCCUUGCCAGUGGCUUACAAUAAUAAAUUACCAGAUGUGUCGAAUUACGUGUAUGACUUUAGUUUAGAACGAGUGGUCAUCGAAAAGAUGACAGAAUGGCGCAAGGCCAGACACACCAUGGCUCUUGCACGACGUACCCGUCUCGAUGAAAAAAAGAAAAAAGAAGAAGCACCUUCGCCACCAUUGCCUGAAACGGCAACACAAUCUUCGGUUAAGGUAGCCCCUGCUCCCGAAACAACGAUACUCACUCCGCAACCUCUAUCUCCAUCAGCUAACGAUCUGCAAUAUAUAACGAUAUCAAACGGACUGGAUCUUGCAGACUUUGACAACGAUACUAGCAGUCCGUUUGACAACAUGGAAUUAAAGACGAUAAAUGAUAUGGAGGAACUUGCCCAGGUUUUGCAGCCAACAUCUCCAUGGGUUCCACCUGCUAAGCUGGAGAAUAUCCUCACUGAACUGACUAUUGAUCAAAAUGAAGGAAAACAAGAACAUACGAACAUCGAAGCUGAUGAAAAUACUGAGAACGACAAACACGCCUCGAAUCAACCUAGUGUUCCUACCAUAGUGCAAGAACUUCAGAGGGAAUUGGCGAGGCCAAUCAUGGAGAACUGGAAGCCUUGGCCAGAGCUAGAGAGCCCCAGCUGUGAUGCAGAUGUGACUCCCCCAAAGUUUACUAAUUCCUCCACGUCAUUUCAUUCUACAUUAUCCAAUCCGUUACCAGAUCUCACCGAGGAUGAUCAAAAGCUAGCUAAGCACCUCAGUGAUAUGGGAUUUCCUUUGUCGAGAGCAGCGCGAGCGAUUCGUGACUUAGGUGGUCGGGACAACAAGAAAGUAGUUGAGUACCUUUUGGCUGUUCAAUCUUUGGAAGAGUUGGGAAUGCUCGGCGAUGAUGCUGAGAAGGUAUUAGCUUUAACAGACUACGAUCUAGAGAAAGCAAAGCUUUACUAUAAAAAUUUGCAGACAUUAAGAGACUUAGGAUUUCCAGAAGAGCAGGUGUCCUCUGCGUUGUUGAAGUGUAACAUCGACAGAGACAGAGCUCUCGAUUUGUUGAUUGCUUAGCUUUGUUUGAUCAAUAAGUAUGAUUUCUUUGAAAUAAGACUUGCCUUCAAAACUGACUGAGAUAACAUUAAUGUAAAUAUUCCAACCAGUCUGUCAAGCAUGAAUUUCAAUUUCACUGCUUAGGAUGGCAUUUAAUUCCACGGAACUGUAACUAGGUAUUACCUAUUUUUCUGGAGGCAAUUUUUCAAGUCUCCAUUUGAGAUGGUUAAUAUGAAUACUUAAUGCGUAAGAGUACAAUUGCCUCAGUCGUGAUAUAUUUGACUAGUACGAUGUAGCCUAUAACUACACUAACUUACGUUAAUUGUGAGUUGUCAAUCUCAGGAAUCGUCAAUUUUAAUUGGCUUCCUAAGUUCGACAAGCAGUCAAAGAAUUGGUAAACUCAACCCAAGUAAACCAAAAUGCUACCAGUAUUUUCCCAAUAGUUUUUAGGCCUAAAUUGUCGUCUUAAUCAAUUUGCUUCUCCGAAACUCUUGUACAUAAUAAAUUUCUUGAAAUGAGA
Molecule: messenger RNA, 2151 nt
Organism: Diprion similis
Lineage: Eukaryota; Metazoa; Arthropoda; Insecta; Hymenoptera; Diprionidae
Product: ubiquitin-associated protein 1
Exons: 4
Coding region: 492-1652 (386 amino acids)
Biological process (GO): ubiquitin-dependent protein catabolic process via the multivesicular body sorting pathway
Cellular component (GO): ESCRT I complex
Molecular function (GO): ubiquitin binding
Source: RefSeq, a predicted model, not a curated record